Messenger RNA from Etheostoma cragini (Arkansas darter), 2610 nucleotides. RefSeq names its product tubby-related protein 3. The coding region runs from base 263 to 1609 and encodes 448 amino acids. NCBI's taxonomy places the organism in Eukaryota, Metazoa, Chordata, Actinopteri, Perciformes, Percidae. Gene Ontology annotation, cellular component: cilium. The transcript is spliced from 10 exons. Gene Ontology annotation, biological process: protein localization to cilium. The record is from RefSeq and is a predicted model, not a curated record.
AAUGACGACAGAUUCAGAGUUUGCAACGCUGACCGCGCGUACGCUCAGAGAGCCAGACCUCGUUCAGGAGCACAUAGUGCACAGAGCAGGCUGUUGGUUUAUCGGUCGCGUAGAGAUGAGGGACAGGGGGACCGAGUCAUGCCCAGCGGGAGUGCUGCUCAUUUGGGGAGAACGUACUUCCACCUGACCUCAAGACAAAUGUGAAUUGUAAUGCUUUUUCUAUAAAGAAACCUGUCAACUUUGGUUCACACUUCAGGACACAAUGGAAUGGAGGGCACUGCUGGAGCAGAAGCAGCGGAGGAAGCGCCAGGAGCCUCUCAUGGUCCAGCCCAACACAGAGACUCGGCCCCGGCGGUCAAGGACGCGCCGUGGUGAAGAGCAGGCCCCUCUGGUAGAGUCUCAAGUCACUAUUACCAACGAUGUCAUCAUGGAUGGUAUCGAUGGCCCAGCAGCUUUUUUGGGCUCAGAAGCCCCUCAUCUGGGAAUGAAAAUCCUGUCCGUGAGCCAGUCUCAGUCCCAGUCUCAGUUCCAGCCUCAGCCUCAGCCUCAGAACCAGUCCCCUGUUGCUGAGGAGCCUGAGAGAGAUGGAGACACUGAGACGCUGCUAGAACCCAAGACAGAUAUCCAUGAACUACUACAGAAACAAGGUCUGUCUGGCAGUAUGAACUUCGAUGAAGCCAGCGAGCAUGAAGACGAUGUGGAGGAAGAACGGACACAUUCUCUGUCUCCUAACGCAGACACCACUAGACCUUCCUCUGCCGCCAGUGGCAAAGACAUUCCAGAGGUGGUAACCCCCGGAUCACCCACAGCAGAGGGCUCACCAAUUGAUGUGGCCAAUCUAGAGGAGUUUGUUUUGCGUCCGGCUCCACGUGGUGUCACUGUUAAAUGUCGAAUCACCCGGGACAAGAAGGGCAUGGACCGGGGCCUCUACCCCACCUACUUCAUGCACAUGGAGAGAGAGGAUGGCAAGAGAGUGUUUUUGCUGGCAGGAAGGAAGAGGAAGAAGAGUAAGACAUCCAACUACCUUAUUUCAGUGGAUGCCACUGAUCUGUCACGAGAGGGAGAGAGCUACAUAGGUAAACUGAGGUCCAACCUCAUGGGGACCAAAUUCACAGUGUAUGACAACGGCACCAAUCCCUGCAAAAACCCCGGGACACUGCUGGAAGAGAGCAACACAAGACAGGAAGUGGCUGCCAUCUGCUACGAGACCAACGUGCUGGGAUUCAAAGGACCACGUAAGAUGACUGUAAUCAUCCCGGGCAUGAACAUGAACUUUGAAAGAGUCCCUGUAAGGCCUCAAAAUGAGCAGGAGAGCCUCCUGAGCAGGUGGCAGAAUCACUCACUGGACAACCUGAUUGAGUUGCACAACAAGGCCCCCGUUUGGAACGAUGACACCCAGUCUUAUGUGCUAAACUUCCAUGGCCGUGUUACUCAAGCUUCAGUCAAAAACUUUCAAAUAGUUCACGAUAACGACCCUGACUACAUCGUCAUGCAGUUUGGCAGAGUGGCUGAAGACAUCUUCACUCUGGACUACAACUACCCCAUGUGUGCUCUGCAGGCUUUUGCCAUUGGCCUGUCGAGCUUUGACAGCAAGUUGGCCUGUGAAUGAACCAACAGUUUUACCACACCACCACCUUUUCUGUCCUCCCUCAAAUCUCGUCUUACAGGAGUGUAUGGAGGCCAACAGCUACACUGCUUACAUCUCCAGGAAACAGUUCAAGCAGAAGUCAAAUAAGACUAAAAAAGAGAGCAGGAGGGCACUGAUCGCAUAUGUUGGUGCUCUGUUGGCUGAUCAAACAACCCUCCUGGUUCCUGUGCGGAAGUUGUUGUUUUUUGUAACAUGUUAGGAUUAUUUCAAUAUCGGUUUAACCAUUUUGUACAGUGUAUGUGUACAAAUGUAUUCAAACUAAAAGGGAAAAGGCGGAGCAAAUCACACUACUCUGAUCUGUGCUGGAGACGGGUGCAAAAAGAACUGAUGUUAAAUGAACUACUCAUUGAAGGUUUUUUUCUGUUGCUUUUGUUGCCUUUAAAUUUGAUUUGACUCAGUGUUUUUUGGUUCUAAGGAUGGCAAUGUCGGCUGAGGUGUUAGUCUACAGAGCAUAAACCUUUGAAUUACAUAAAACACGGCCUUCCAUUUGGCGCCACCCUCAGGCCAAAAUUUAGAGUUUGGCCAUUAAGCAAAGGUUUCUGUUUUUUAUCCAGUACAAGUCUUUUCUGGCAAGUAAGUCAGAAUUUUAAUCUUGUUUACAUCUUGAAGGUUGGCUACAUGGUUUAGUCUGCCAUCUACUUAUAACUAAUUUUGACGUUAUUGUUUUAUUGUUAUUGUCAACCCUCAUUUUAUUCUUGUGUGGAAAGUGCAUUAUUUAGAACUGGCCCUUCUUAUGGUUUUUGUGUUUUUUUUGUGAAUAAGUGUAAUUUUUAUUUUAUGACUGUGAUUGUUUUUGUCAUAACAAGUUGGAUUAUCAUGAAAAAAAAACAUAAAUGCAGAAUUGCACAUUUUAAGAGAAAGGAUAGACAUACUGUAUAUAAAAUAUAAAGAAAUGCCUUCUUAUUGACCUAUUCUGGCAGUCUCUAUCUAACAUGAAAUACCAAAUUUCAUUUCAAGAGAGA